Molecule: messenger RNA, 1315 nt
Organism: Zophobas morio
Lineage: Eukaryota; Metazoa; Arthropoda; Insecta; Coleoptera; Tenebrionidae
Gene: Gnpnat
Product: probable glucosamine 6-phosphate N-acetyltransferase
Exons: 5
Coding region: 243-848 (201 amino acids)
Biological process (GO): UDP-N-acetylglucosamine biosynthetic process
Cellular component (GO): endoplasmic reticulum-Golgi intermediate compartment; endoplasmic reticulum; Golgi apparatus
Molecular function (GO): monosaccharide binding; glucosamine 6-phosphate N-acetyltransferase activity
Source: RefSeq, a predicted model, not a curated record
UGCAAAACUUGAAAUUUAUUUUUGCUUAAUCAGGUAUUAGUGUUUAAAACGGAUUUACAAAAAUUGUGUUUAGCAUUACUUGAUGUUCUACGUAGCCGUAGACACUUGUAAGUACCGUCAAAGUCAAAGUUGUCAAAAAAAUGUCAACGUGACGUUUGGCUGCCGGCAGUGAAAGUAAUUUAAUUUUCCUUUUUGGUGACCGGAAUUUACUCAAGUGACUGGCUUUCGGUCUUACCGCAGAAAUGGGUCCCGACAGACGGACGUACGACCCAAGGCAGUAUUUAUUUGAUCCAGCCCUAUUAAAAAAUCUUGAUUGGGGAUCAGUGAAGGGCUAUCUUUCACCCCCAAUCACAAAUGAAGGACCAGGGGAGUCAUGGCUUGUAGUUCGACCUUUGCAAAUUGAGGACUUCGACAAAGGAUAUCUGCAAAUUUUAACACAGUUGACGGCUGUGGGAAAUGUGAGCAGAUCUGAUUUUGAACGUCAAUACUGGAGAAUGCAACAGUCUGGUGGCUAUUACAUCACAGUGAUAGAAGACACCAGAAACAGAAAAAUCAUCGGUGCAGCAACACUGGUCACAGAAUUCAAAUUUAUCCACAACUGCGCUUUGCGAGCUCGGUUGGAAGAUGUCGUUGUCAAUAACACUUACAGAGGCAAACAGCUGGGAAAACUAAUUGUCUUGACCGUGAGUUUGCUUUCUAAGAAACUGGGUUGUUACAAGAUGUCCUUGGAUUGUAGAGAUCCUCUUAUUCCGUUCUAUAAGUCCAUCGGCUAUAAACUGGAACCUGGAAAUGCCAAUUCUAUGAUCGUCCGUUUUGAAGAAACACCAAGAAUCGAAAACCCAUCCUGACAAUUAGCCCCCAAUGCUUCCAACACCAAAUCCAAACUCUAACUGUUUAUUGUCAGUUAGAACCCUUUGUAGAGCUUUAGUUUUAGGGUUCGCUGUUUAUUACAUUCUUCGAAAGUCUGAUUGAAACUAGAACUGAAAAAUGUGUCGACGAUUUUCAUGCUUACGUCAUUACUUUGUAUUGUAAGAAUGUUUUAAAUAGCUUGCAAAUUUUCGAAUAACUGUACUGACCAAAAUUAGACAUUUUUCUUCUUUGUUUUCAUUGGUCGAUUUCGCGAGAAAGACUUACAAAGGGUGAGUGCAUUUUAGUGUAUUUUUAAUAGGUACUCUAAAAUCCACGGAUUUGAUGUUCUAGCAUUGGCUGGUGUUUUGAGCGCUUCGGAAACGCUCCACUACGGCGACCGAUGUAUUAUUGGUUAUGGAGAAAUCGUACUUAAUUUCUUUUAGUCUCAAUAAAAUCUAUUCUUGCA